This is a messenger RNA of Pochonia chlamydosporia 170, 1119 nucleotides long. RefSeq names its product COPII-coated vesicle protein (Erv41). Bases 1 to 1119 code for a protein of 372 amino acids. Gene Ontology annotation, biological process: endoplasmic reticulum to Golgi vesicle-mediated transport; retrograde vesicle-mediated transport, Golgi to endoplasmic reticulum. The transcript has 3 exons. NCBI's taxonomy places the organism in Eukaryota, Fungi, Ascomycota, Sordariomycetes, Hypocreales, Clavicipitaceae. Gene Ontology annotation, cellular component: Golgi membrane; endoplasmic reticulum; endoplasmic reticulum membrane. The record is from RefSeq and is a predicted model, not a curated record.
AUGAACGGCUUCGAGAAGAGCGGCUUCGAUGAGGACAACUUUGGCGCAAAGGGUAGCAUUGUGAGCGCAUUUGAUGCUUUCCCCAAGUCAAAACCUCAAUAUGUCACCCGAACCGAAGGCGGCGGCAAAUGGACCGUCGCCAUGGCUGUUGUAUCCGUCUUCCUUCUCUGGGCCGAAAUUGCACGUUGGUGGCGCGGAUCCGAAUCGCAUACAUUUGCCGUCGAGAAGGGAGUUUCACACUCUAUGCAAAUUAACCUCGAUACGGUUAUCCUCAUGAAGUGCGGCGAUUUGCACGUCAACGUCCAGGAUGCUGCUGGCGACCUUAUCCUGGCUGGUUCCAAAUUGAACAAAGACGAGACGAGUUGGUCGCAGUGGGUCAACCAAAAGGGCGUGCACAAGCUAGGCAGAGAUAGCGAGGGCCGCAUCAUUACAGGUGCUGGAUGGCAGAAUCUCGACGAGGAGGGCUUUGGCGAGGAGCACGUCCAUGAUAUCGUCGCCCUAGGAAAGAGAAGGGCCAAGUGGGCCAAGACACCUAAAGUCAGGGGCCCGCCUGAUAGCUGCCGAAUCUAUGGAAGCUUGGAAUUGAACAAGGUUCAGGGUGACUUUCACAUCACGGCUAGAGGCCACGGAUACCUUGGUCAAGGUGACCAUUUGGACCACUCGAAGUUCAACUUUUCACACAUCAUCUCCGAAUUGUCCUUUGGCCCGUACUACCCGUCUCUCGUCAACCCUCUCGACCGCACCAUCAACAUUGCCCCGAACCAUUUCCACAAGAUGCAGUACUACGUUUCCGUCGUGCCAACCCGAUACAGCGUCGGCUCCAGCUCCAUCUUUACCAACCAGUAUGCCGUCACCGAACAAAGUAUGGCCAUUUCCGAGUAUAGUGUCCCCGGUGUCUUCGUUAAGUACGACAUUGAACCGAUCCUGCUGUCUGUGAAUGAGAACCGCGACGGAUUUUUGACCUUUGUCAUGAAGCUCAUCAACGUGCUUUCGGGUGUGUUGGUUGCUGGACACUGGGGGUUCACGCUGAGCGAGUGGUUCCGAGAAGUGAUGGGCAAGAGACGGAGGAGCAGUGGUGGCGAGGGUGUUUUGGGAACCAAGCAUGGCUAUGAUGCGUAG